CUCGAUCUCGGCCUGCGACAGGCGUCCCUUGUCGUUCUUGAUCACGAUGUUCUUACUUCGGCCGGUGCUGUUCUCUUUGGCAGACACAUUGAGGAUGCCGUUCGCGUCCAGGUCGAAUGUGACGUCGAUCUUAGGGACGAGUCAAGUCGAACGUGCCCAGCAGGUUGUUGUCCUUGGUCAUCGCUCGCUCGCCCUCGUACACUUGGAUCGUGACCGCCGGCUGGUUGUCCGAGUACGUGGUGAACGUCUGCGACUGCUUGCACGGGAUCUUACUGUUGCGCUCGAUGAUCUUCGUCAUCACGCCGCCGGCGGUUUCGAUGCCAGCAACACGUCCUGGAUCUUCGAGUCUUGCUCGCCGCUCAGGAUGGCCGCCUGGACGGCCGCGCCGUACGCGACUGCCUCGUCCGGAUUGAUGGACAGGUUCAGCUUCUUGCCACAGAAGAAGUUCUGCAGUAGACUCUGUACCUUCGGGAUCCUGGUCGAGCCUCCGACGAGGACGACGUCGUGGAUCUGGCUCUUGUCCAUCUUGGCAUCCUUGAGUGCCUUCUCGACCGGCUCGAGGGUGCCUCGGAACAGGUCUGCGUUGAGCUCUUCGAAGCGCGCGCGGGUCACGCGAGUGUAGAAGUCGAUUCCCUCGUAGAGCGCGUCGAUCUCGAUGCUGGCUUCGGUGCUGGACGACAGCGUGCGCUUAGCGCGCUCGGCGGCUGUGCGGAGGCGGCGCAGUGCGCGAGGAUUCAUGCGCAUGUCCUUCUUGUACUUGCGCUUGAACUCGUCCGCGAGAUGGUUCACCAAUCUGUUGUCGAAGUCCUCGCCUCCGAGAUGCGUGUCGCCCGCCGUCGCCCUCACUUCGAACAACGAACCUUCGUCGAUGGUCAGGAUCGACACGUCGAACGUCCCGCCGCCGAGGUCGAAGAUGAGGACGUUCCUCUCGCCCUUGAGGUUCUUGUCGAGGCCGUACGCGAGCGCAGCGGCUGUGGGCUCGUUGAUGAUCCUGAGCACGUUCAGCCCGGCGAUGGCUCCCGCGUCCUUGGUGGCCUGGCGCUGAGAGUCGUUGAAGUACGCCGCACUGUCACCGCGUCGCUACUGUCUGCCGAGUAAGCUUCCGCCGUCUCCUUCAUCUUCGUCAGCACCAUGCUGCUGAUCUCCUCGGGCGCGAACCGUUUAGUUUCGCCCUUGAACUCCACUUGAAUCUUCGGUUUGCCGCAGUCGCUGACCACCCUGAAGGGCCAGUGCUUCAUGUCUGCCUGGAUCUUGGGGUCGUCGAAUUUCCUUCCGAUCAGUCGCUUGGCGUCAAACACCGUGUUGCUGGGGUUGAGGGCGACCUGGUUCUUGGCUGCGUCUCCGAUGAGGCGCUCCGUGUCCGUGAAGGCCACAUAGGAUGGUGUGGUGCGGUUGCCCUGGUCGUUGGCGAUGAUCUCCACGUUGCCGUGCUGCCACACGCCGACACACGAGUAUGUGGUACCCAGAUCUAUUCCAAUGGCUGGCAUUUUGUCUUUAGAUUCUCUUCACACUCAAUAAUAAUAACAAUAACGUUGAAUAAACUUGCGUUGCGAGUCUAG
Molecule: messenger RNA, 1559 nt
Organism: Spodoptera littoralis (African cotton leafworm)
Lineage: Eukaryota; Metazoa; Arthropoda; Insecta; Lepidoptera; Noctuidae
Source: the annotation of a GenBank genome assembly